This is a messenger RNA of Penicillium odoratum, 480 nucleotides long. RefSeq lists its product as uncharacterized. Bases 1 to 480 code for a protein of 159 amino acids. The record is from RefSeq and is a predicted model, not a curated record. The transcript is spliced from 2 exons. NCBI's taxonomy places the organism in Eukaryota, Fungi, Ascomycota, Eurotiomycetes, Eurotiales, Aspergillaceae.
AUGUGCGGAGACAGCAACCGCCCGACUAUCGGUGGCACCAUUGCCGUGCUUUUCCCUCGCGAAAACUCUUCGAAUUCCUUGGAGGCUUCACUCUCAACCUCACCUGACUCUAUCGCCUCGACAUCUUCCAUGUCGUCCUAUUCUCUCUUUUUCCAGGAUGAGGCCCACAGCCGCAAGACCAAGGCCAUUUUUCAGAUUGACGAUGCACAAACCUACCAUACAUUGCGUGGAUGUCGACAAGUGAACAUGCGAAUUGAAAAAUAUGGAGACCUCUCGGCCAACAAACCAUCCACUGCUCCCUUGCAUCAAUUCCAGUUGGAUUUUACGAGGGAUGCACCAAUGUCGCAGUCAAAUGUGGAGUUUGAGUUGCCCGAAAGGCUGGACCUGGGCGUCUCGGAGAAGGGAGUCGUGGGUCGGCAGCUUACCAUGAGCGAGACUGAUGGGACCAUCCUGGGAAUUGGUAUCGUCGGAUACAACUGA